AUCAUUUCAUUUAGGCUGCAGCGCGCCACCGGGAUAACAACUGAAGCUUUGUGUGAGAGUGAUGUUUCUGUUUUGAGCACCUGGACUCUUGAAGUACAGAUGAAGACAUGAAGGGAUCAAUCUGCUCUCUAUUGGCGCUUGCCGUAACCUCAGUGUUGCUAACCGCAUCACCUGGUGAUUGCAGCACAGAGUCUCCAGAGAGGACCUUCUACGCUGUUUUGGGUCAGAGCGUGACAUUACGAUGUCCAGGAAACCUCAGCGUCCCCAUUUUGCGUUUGUACUUACAGAUGCAGAGAGGCCAAAAAGAUUAUUUCAUCAAUGGGUUUGCGAGAGACAAAUCGCUACCUGUGACCGAGUACCUGAACAGAACUGAAGUGAACGAAAUGGACCUCAGUAUUACGAUGAGCAACAUCUCCUUUUCAGAUGAAGGACCGUAUACGUGCAUCGUAUUUUACACAGAGGGCUCUAAAGAAGUGCAUUUAAUCAGCCUCAACGUUACAGCCACGUACAGUGUUCCCAAUGUGACGGCGGAUUGCAUCCACGGCCAGGUGACUCGUGGGAAGAAAUGCCAGUUAAGCUGCUCGUCGACUGGCGGUUAUCCUGAGAGUGAGGUCAAAUGGCCGGGGCUUCAUCUUCAUCUGAAUGAGUCUGACAACAAGACAACAAGUUUACAAGAUCCACACUCCAAAACAUGGACCAUCAACCAAAACGUCACUUACUACUGUGACCAACCCACCAAUGUCAGCUGUUCCAUAGGACACGCUGUUUCCCACACAAUUACCAUAUGUCAAGCGGAUUCGUUUCCUCUUCGGGUGAAUGUUGCGAUUGCUUUCGUAGUGACUUUUGUCCUGUUUUUAAUUCUUGUUCUUGUAUUAAUGAAGUGCCACCAUAGAAGACCACGUCCCAACCCAGAGGAUCCUGCGCUUGGAUUUCCAUUAGCGUAGCGACUGCCAUUCGCAGCCUCAGAACAGCGGAGACGUGACAACUAAACGUUGAAAAGGAGUUUAAUACAUUUCCCACCAUUCUGCCAAUGCAGAGGUGCCCACAACACCACCCAGAGCCGGCGAGGGGGCACGUUGUACCCGCAGCGAGGAGGCAGUUUGUGCGACUUUAAAACUGGCCGUUGUACCAGCAGGCCAUGAUGGACACCUGCAGAGAACAAUGAUGGACACGAUGGACGAAGUCCCUUCCUUUUCGUAAUAAUUUAUUUGGCAGAGAAGGGUUUUUUUCCCCCUCUGCAUACUGAAGUUACAUGCUGUUUUGAUCAGAUUUGUAAAGGUGCUUUGGAAUUUUCUCCCAUUUUUCUCCCCAAUCUGGAACGCCCAAUUCCCAAUGUGCUCUUAAGUCCUCGUGGUGGCGUAGUGCCUCAAUCCGCGUGGCGGAGGACGAAUCUCAGUUGCCUCCGCGCCUGAGACCGUCAAUCCACGCAUCUUAUCACAUGGCUUGUUGAGCUUGUUACCGUGGAGACCUAAUGUGUGUGGAGGCUUCACUCUACUCUCCGCCGGAAAUCCACGCACAACUCACCACGCGCCCCAACCACAUUACAGCGACCACGAGGAGGUUACCCCAACGUGACUCAACCCACCCUAGCAACCGGGCCAGUUGGUUGCUACGGAGACCUGACUGGAGUCACUUGAAGGGCAAAUUUGACAUUUAUCGAACUAGAUCCAGAUUAGUUCAAACUCUAAAUGUUAACUCUAGACACAUGCUCCACAAUGUGUCAAAUCGUGCCACUUUAUUCCAAGGAUUGGGAAUGUAAACGCCGAAACCCUUUUCCAGAUGUUACAGUUAUUAAAAUAACCAGCACCGUUUGGACAACUGUACUUUUUGUUAACUUCAGAAUAUCAUGUUGGAAUAUUGAAUGUUACCCUGUUAAUUUUGAAGGGUCGUUUCAUUGCUGUAUACUAAAAAAGUGACUUUUUCACUUUUCUUAAACCGUCGCGAAGUACUGACAUUUAUGCAAACAACUGUCUAUAUAUAUAUUUUGUGCUAUAAUUGUUCUCAUUAUUGAUAUUUAAUUUCCUAUUCAAAUGAAUUUCCUCAUGGAGAUGUCUUAUGCACUUUGCUUUCUAACUGCUUAACAAUGUCCUCAUGGUUUACGCUGUAAUUUAUGAAUAACUUAUUGAUGUGUUUUUGCCAGAAGAAUAUCAAAUAAAGAAAUAA
Molecule: messenger RNA, 2163 nt
Organism: Xyrauchen texanus (razorback sucker)
Lineage: Eukaryota; Metazoa; Chordata; Actinopteri; Cypriniformes; Catostomidae
Product: T-lymphocyte activation antigen CD80-like
Exons: 8
Coding region: 108-944 (278 amino acids)
Biological process (GO): positive regulation of T cell proliferation; cellular response to lipopolysaccharide; negative regulation of T cell proliferation
Cellular component (GO): external side of plasma membrane
Source: RefSeq, a predicted model, not a curated record